Molecule: messenger RNA, 1594 nt
Organism: Clunio marinus
Lineage: Eukaryota; Metazoa; Arthropoda; Insecta; Diptera; Chironomidae
Source: the annotation of a GenBank genome assembly
ACUUUCGAUGAAUUUUUAACGAAAUACUGCAAGUUGAUGAUUGAAAGGUUACAACGUUUAUUUCUGGAUUUAUUAUUGAAAAAUGGAGGCAAUUAAUAAGAAAAAAACAAUUCAAGAUCUUCCAGAGGAAACAAUCGAAAACAUUCUGAGCCAUCUAAGUAGUAAAUCGUUAAAGGCUGCUGCACUUACAUGCAAAAGAUGGAAUGAAAUAUCCUCCAAAAUGGGUUGGAAAUUGAAAUUGAAUUUCGAAAACGAAAGAGGAAUUGAAGAGCCAUGGGUUGAAGUCCUCUUAAAAAGCAACAGAAAUUUUAAAUCAAUUCAGCUUUAUGAUUAUGCUGAAAUGAGAAACAAUCGAAGCAAUCGUUUGAUGAAAUUUUUUGAAAAACAUGGCGGCAAUGUUCAGAACUUAGUUAUGUGGUCUGGAGAAUUGCACCAUUUCAUAAUAUUUUGUGAUGUAUUGAGUACCAUGCCGAAUUUGAAAAAAAUCAGCUUUAUAGAUUUAAGUACUCAAGGAAGAUUCACAAAAAAUUUCUUCGAAGAUCAUUUGCCUAAUCUUCAAAAAUUGGAAACAUUGUAUUUAUAUGCAAGUGAUAUUGAAUUACUAAAGUACUUCAAAAAAACCCAAAUCAAUUCAUUAGAAAUAAUUGAUUACAUGGAUGCUAAUGAACAAGAAAAUGUGAAGAUUCUUUUAGACUUUCUGAUUUAUCAAAAGAAUUUAAAAUGUUUUGAUUUAGUACCAUUUCCUCCAAAUUUUUUUUCUGAACAGUUGAAAAUUUCUAUUGCUACUGAAAACUUUACUUUUAAAUUGAAGGAACUUACAUUGGAUGACAGUUAUGAAGAAAUUGGAGCUAUCAAUUACUAUAAUAUGUUGAAAUUUUUUGAAUUCCAUUCGGAUACGAUUGAAAGGUUGGAACUUGGUUGCUCAUUGCCCGAUUUCCUCUUUGAAUGUAUUUUUUCCAAAUUCAAAAGACUUGCUUCAUUGACAUUCAAUCGUCCAAUGAUCUGCCCCAAUGAUGAACCGCCCCUAUAUGAGCGAUUUGAAAUCAACACAAAUAUUAAAGUACUCAAUUUUCCUAGCUUUGCACUGUCAGGAGAGAAAGAAGAUGUUCUAAAAGAAAUUUUCAAGCACGUUCCUAAUGUUGAAAUGUUGAGAACAAAUGGAUCUAUGAAUUUGCAUGAAGUUUUGAAUGUAUUAACACGAUUGAAGCAUUUAGUACUUUAUGGCCCUUCUCAAAAAUUACACCAGAUUAAAUCGCAAAGCUUACAAUCAAUUACCAUUGAUAAAUUGGAAUUCACUCCUGACUGGGAAGAAAUUGCAGCUAACAAUCCAAAUGUACACACAAUUGAAAUUAAAAAUGCUUUAGAAAAUUCUGACAUUGUAAAGUUGCUGACGAACGUGAAGCUGCGGCACUUGUACCUACCAAUGAUCGAAGUUGACUCCAGUGUCUGCAAAGCUUUACGUGAGCACACUGAAGAUAUGAAAUCUUUGCGAAUACAUAAAGCAAGUUUUGUGAAUUGCCAAGAAAAUCUCGCUGAUGUCAAAUGCCUUCGAUUUCAUGAGAAUGAAAGUCGUGAUAGUUAUGAUCAAGCUUAG